AUGUAUAUCCAAACAUUCAACAGCGUUACAUAUGACCUAGUUGGGCAGCCUUCGCCUUCGCCUUCGCCAUCGUCAUCGUCAUCGCCACUACCAUUGAUCAAUAGCGUGUUGCUGGCCGAUACAGCCAAGUAUAACAAUACAUUGGCAUUCAAACAUUUGUGUGCCUAUCCCAACAUGUUCAUGUCGGUGCAGUCCAUGCAUCUACUCAGCGACAUCUGUCGUCAUGGCAAUGUGGACAUGCUCCAGCUCUACCUGAACAUCACUGGACAUCACACGCUGGGCGAAGACAGAGUUCACCUUCUUAUGGCCGCCAUAGAGUCAGGCAAUGAGCACUUUGUGCGUUUACUGCUCCAUCACCUCUCGCUCGACCAAUUGAUUGCCGAACAUUUAAUGAACAUUCAUACCAACCCGCGGCGAGCCGUUAACGUACGAGUUCUGAAGGUGCUACACGAGGAGUUCAACUGUCUCUUAAGACUGGGCAACCUUAGCGACGUGUUGCUUCAGAGCUCUGUUCAGUUUGGCGCGAAGGAGAGUGCCAUAUACAUCAUGAAUCACUUGCAUAUACCCGACUCGAUGUGGUUGGUCGAGGAUUGUUUCAUCUUGUGCACCGCGUCUGGCAACAUUGACAUAUUCAUGGCACUGUCCCGCUGGCCGCCUGGCAAAGAAUUCCUCAACUCCGAAUCUGGUCUCGUCCGGAUCAUCAGUGAUGCAAGAGAUCGAGACCAUGUAGACUUCCUCCUACAACUGCGCGACAGAGUUGAUACCAUGGCACUUGCGCCCAAUCAAGACACACUCGACGAGUUGAACGCCAUCCUAUCACAAUACUCAUUGCCCUGGGGUACACCGUCCAAUCUUCUAAAGGCCAUUCUUGAUGAUGACUUGGGCGCUGCAGAAGCGCUCAUCGACAAGAUCGAUGAGCUUGAUGAAGACACAUGUGAGUCAAUGUCCACAGCGAUGGCAAUGAGUCUAUUCCGCCCUCGCUCGAUUAGUGGUCGCCUGGUCUUACGGGGCAACACUCUCAACAACAUGAUCAAAGCGAUUGGUAGACGUGGCAGCUCAAUCACCGGCGACAUUGUCUGCAUGAUGAUUGACAACUGUGAUCUUCCAUCGCCCUCCCACACCAAGGACUCACUCGUAAAGUCCGCGAGCAUAUCACUGGCAUUGAUGGAGCGCAUUCACAACAAGUUCAACGUGGACUAUAAUGGCAGAUGUCUUGCACAAGCUCUGAUCAGGAGGAGGUGUAACGAGACCCUGCCUACGCUGCUCCAACAAGUUGUCAAUGAUUCGGAUCGAGACGCGAUCAUGAUGGAGGCAAACGCAUCUCUCAGAUCAGUGACAAUCGAGGAGUUCAAUAUGUUCGCGAGCUUACUUCCAUCGAUCGCCAGCAAUCCAGAGACAUGUUUAUGGGCAUCAAAGUGCGACACAGUCGAUGUGUUUGCACAUCUCAUCAACAAGUUCACCUACCAAGAGAUGUCCAACAACAGAUUACUGGUGAGGAUUGUGGAGGAAGCAUAUCAUCUUGACAAACCAGAAGUGAUUCGGUGUCUUGAGCUUCAGUAUGUUGGUCAUGACCUGCCGCGGCCUACUCACUCAAUGCUAGAGGAAGCUGUAACGGCCAACUGUCUUGAUAUACUUGAGUACUACUUUGACAUAUCAUCAUCAUUCAAGUCCAUGUCCAUCUCACAUCGUCUGCGUACCCUUCACACUGUCCGAUACCUUGGAUACAUAUGGGGCACGACCAGAGUUAUCAAACUCUGCAAUGAACGUAUCAACAUGGUCAAGUCAGAUACACCAACGUUGGAACACAAACCAGAUGUGACGACCAAUAUCACCUCAUCGUCAAUCAUGGAUGUACCAUUCCAUCAGGUGUUUGGGGAUGGUAUCCUUGGCCCAUUGAUCAUGCGCAAUGUUGGAGAGAUAUAUCGUUCACUUGGAUAUGGAGAGGAUCAGCUGAUCAAGGGAUCUACACUACUGUCCAAUCAUAGUCUGUUGCAAUAUAUCAAAUAUGGUGCGACGGAAUGGUUCCUCAAAUCAUACUCAUUGGUCUCAGACAAGUUCGUCGACACUCAGAACGAUAAUUUAAUGUCAGCAGCAUUCGAGCGAUGUGACAAGCGUAUAUUGGACAUUUUGCUUGACAAUCCCAACAUGACAAUCAACUCGCAGCCACCAUGGUUGCCCAAGGAUUUCGUUCGCAGCGUAUCAACGUGCACUCAUCCCGACUGGGAGUGGAUUCUAUCCGAGUACCUGAUGAUCAAAUGCCUGGCAUCGACCAACCUCAGCAGCUUUGUAAUUGAUGGCGAUAUUGUAUCACAUAUCAUUCAUCCAUUGUUCAUCGAACGGCUCAUCAACAUUGGCAUCACACUUACACAAAUCCCAUACAACCCAUCCUACAUCAAGGCUGUGGAACAAGGCUGGCUCAGCAAGCCAUGGGCAUGUGAGAUGUUCAGUCUCUUGCUUCAGUGGGACUUGAUGGAGGACCGCUUCAUGGAUGCACUGCAGCCUCUGGUUGUGGCCCAUGAUCAAUUGGAAAUCUUUAAACUAUACUUGGAGCUCGAGACACCAUACUUUGACCCAGAUGCAAUCAUUCGAGAAUGUUGCCAGCAUGGACGAGUCGAGAUGCUCAACUUGCUCCUAUCUCGUCUUAAAGGUGAUUCAGAAUACUCAAUGAUCAUGAAAAGGAUUGAUUGGAUUGCAUGUCUGAGGCUGGCGACCGAGUGUGGAUCACGACCAUUGGUUGCCAAGUUGCAUGAUAAGUUGGUCGAACAACAAGACAACUCACUCUAUGCAUUGAGUGCGACCAAGUUGGCAUUGGACAAGGACCACUUUGAGAUGGCCGACUAUCUACUUGACAUCUUAAUGUCUGACCAAAGGUACCAUGGCUUAACAAUCAUGAUCAACAAGGUCACUGGAUCAUUGUCCAAACAUGAUGAGAUGAUGGAUCGAUUGAAGGCACAUCCCAACAUUACCUUAGUGUUGACAGAUCUAAAGAGCCAGACGUCAACACUCUCCAAAGCAUUGGCUGAUGGUGAUGUGGACGUUGCCAGACAGAUCAUUGCGGCCAACCCUGGAUCAAAGUUGGACAUUGGACGUCUUUGUAGAUUGAUGGAGUUUGUUGGAUUGCCUGGACCUUGCAAGGUGACUGAGGCCGAUGUCUUUGAGUUUAGCAAGCUCAUAACAAUCAGUCCACAUGACAUCUUCAACAACACAAUCUUUCAGGUUGCCGCCCAGAAGUCAUUGUCACUCCUCAAGUUGGUGGUCUCACUCUGCACGCAGCCACCCACAUCUAGCCCUAGCCCCAUCACAAUGCUGGACUCAUCGGAUAUCAAGAAGGCGAUUGAGUCUUGCGUCAAGAGAGGCGACACUGAUUCGAUUGAGUAUCUUGUCGACCAGGCACGAUCACAUCAUUUACCAAGUGACAUCAUACCAUUGGAGAUAUCAAAUACUACAGUGUUAGCAUACAUAAUGGCCAGAGGAUAUCGCUUUGUUGUAUCAGAUACAAAGUCGAAUGCCUUGGGUAGGUUGGUGGAGUGGGCAUGUCUUGAGGGACAUGUAGAUGUGGUGCGUCUUGUACUUGGGCGUUGUACAACAGAUGAACAACAAAGAAGACAUAUGCCAUCAUUGUCAUGUAUUAUCCAAGCCACAGAGAGGAAUCAACAUCAGCUGAUCAAACAACUACUACUCCUUGAUAGUGAUGCUGUUGAUCAAUGGAUGCACUUGCCAAUCAUACUUAAUACCAUUCGAUUCUACUCAACUAAAUAUGGAGCGCUAAAGAUAAUGUCGACAGUGCAGUUAUGA
Molecule: messenger RNA, 3795 nt
Organism: Acytostelium subglobosum LB1
Lineage: Eukaryota; Evosea; Eumycetozoa; Acytosteliales; Acytosteliaceae
Exons: 2
Coding region: 1-3795 (1264 amino acids)
Source: RefSeq, a predicted model, not a curated record